Molecule: messenger RNA, 2506 nt
Organism: Syngnathus acus (greater pipefish)
Lineage: Eukaryota; Metazoa; Chordata; Actinopteri; Syngnathiformes; Syngnathidae
Product: kelch repeat and BTB domain-containing protein 12-like
Exons: 10
Coding region: 178-1935 (585 amino acids)
Molecular function (GO): protein binding
Source: RefSeq, a predicted model, not a curated record
UCCAAGUAGUCUUGCUGGUCUAUUUUAAACCCUUCUGCCAGUAAACACUUGCCCACCGCCUUGCCCGAAGUACACAAGACAGGAUUAGCAGCCAUCACAACUACAACUGAGAGUAAAACAAAAUCGAGCCCAAAGACGGCUGAAUGAUCUGAGUAGGACACUCCUGGCAUCAGUCGAAUGGAUACUCUCCUGGUGGCCACCGCUCAGGCUGAGCAUGGAGCACAUCUUCUUAGGCAACUGGAGAAGAUGAGAACUACCCAGGAGCUCACUGACGUGGUUCUAGUUGCUGGCGGCAUUUCCUUCGCUUGCCACAAGGUGGUGCUGUCUGCAUUUAGCCCAUACUUCCAGGCCAUGUUUACAUGUGGUCUAAAAGAAACAAGGGGAGGCGAAGUACCCCUGAGAGACACUUCAGCUCACAGCUUGGAGCUUCUUCUGGGAUACAUGUACCGCGCUGAACUCUACCUGUCCAACGACAACAUCCAGGCAGUGUCUGCUGCCGCCUUCCUGCUUCAUGUCGAUGGAGCAUUCCGGUUAUGUCAAAGGCACAUGGAGGCCAGGAUGGACGCUUCCAACUGUGUUGGUCUGUACCACUGGGCCAGAGACUUGGGGGCCACAAGUUUGGCUGACUGUGCUUUUCGAUACCUUUGUCAACACUUUACACAGGUUUGUGAAGAAGAGGAAGUUCUGGAUUUGGAUGCUCAAAGUCUUGCAGAUCUGCUGGCAUCAGAUGACCUGAACAUCUCCCAGGAGGAGGUGGUGCUGGAGCUGGUGUUGCGUUGGGUGGCGAAGCGGCGAGGGGAUUCGCAGAGGGAAGCUCAGGCUGUGGAGUUGCUCGGGCGUGUCCGGCUGGAGCUUGUGGAUCCCGUGUUCCUGCAAAAAGCGAGGAGGAGAAACCCGGUUUUGCUGCGAGACUUUGAGUGCUUUCGGAUGUUUGACACGGCUCUCCAGAACUCAUGCCAGGCAUCGGCCCCGCCUCGACAAACACUUCGCUACGGGAUGGAGACCACCAACUUCCUGAUCUGCUUGGGAGACGUGGACAAGGAUGGGGUUCCAUCCCGGCGUGGGGGCCGUGCUGAUCAAAAUUUUUGCUUCGCUCCCCGAGACAGAAAGACUCACUACAUACCUUCUCCUCUGAAGGGCUCAGCGGGGUUUGGUCAGAUCUCAGGGGGCGCUGUGACUCGUGACAACACCAUAGUGGUCGCCGUAGAGGCAGAAGAUGAACGUAGAAUGAAGAGAGUGGAUCUCUACAGGUACAAUCCUGCCGAGGAGUCUAUCUGGGUCGAACUUUGUUCGGCGGAACAUAGGGACAUGUAUGCUUUCGGGCUGCUGGGUGACGCAGUCUACGUGAUUGGCGGUCAGAUGAAAGUGCACCAUCAUUACGUCAUCACAGACAGUGUGAUGAGGUGGUCGCUGAGGAGAGGUGGCAGCUGGAUCUCUUUCGCCCCGCUGCCUCUUCCUUUAGCUUGCCACAGCACUGUUAGCCUCAAGGAUCGUCUUUAUGUGUUGGGAGGAUGGUCGCCACAGAGCCAUCCAGAUGAGGAACCAGACAAGCUGAAUAACCGAGUGUUUCAGUUUGAUCCCGGUAAAGACCGAUGGAAAGAAUGCGCUAGGAUGAAGUGCUCCAGGUAUCGCUUUGGCUCUGCCGUUCUCAAUGGAGAAAUCUACAUUUUAGGUGGCAUUGGAUGUGAUGGAGAGGACCUCGGCCAAUCACGUCGCUCUCUGAGCUCUGUAGAGAUUUACAACCCGGAAACAGACACAUGGAGGCUAGGCCCGACUCUGCCCAUGUCCUUGCUGUCCCUCCGAAACAACACCACAAAUGCAGGAGUAGUGCAAGGGAAGCUGUAUCUCUGCGGAUACUACAAGGGGGCCGUCAUGAGAUCAUCACCAAGGAGGUUUUGGAAUUGGACCCUGCCGAGAACGUGUGGGCAGUGGUAGAAAGACACGCAGCAAUGCACGACAGCUAUGAUGUCUGCGUUGUGGCUAACCUCAAUCCUCGUGACCUCAUCACACAAUGAGACUUCCCUUUAUGGCUCGGAGGGACGACAACGUUUGAACCGAGGAGCCGAGGGAGGCGAACUUCUGACCUUAUAAGAAAAUUUAUGGCCUGAGUUGCCCUCCCGAGAAUUGCAAACUGACUGUGGAUGUGAGAACUCUGGACGGUCUUGUUGAGCAAACAAGCCGAGGUUGGGGUUUUCUGCAAAUGAGGAAAGUAAGGUCUUAGAUAGUCAGUCAUAAAGUUAGGAAAUUUAGAUUGCGUGAGUUUUCAUGAGACUAUGAAUGAAUCUAUUGUUUAGAUUGAAAUGAUGUUACUAUUGCAUCAUUGCACUGGUUAGCAUUUUACAUUCUUUGUAAUUGUGUUUUCUUUGCCCCUGUUAGGAUUUGCUUUAAUGAGGCUAAACAAAUUAACUGGGCUUGCUUUUGACAGAAUGUCUGUGUGGCUCUUGUGGUGGGAAGUAACAGAGCACAUUUUUUCAGGUAUCUGCAUGGGAGUGUUUAUUUUUCUGAC